AUGUCCGGAGAGAAGAUCUUCGAAGGCUGUUUCGCCGUUCACAAGCCGCAGGGCAUCACCUCCGCCGACGUGCUCCGCGAUCUCCAGCGCCAUUUCAACCCCUCAAAGCUUUUCAAGCCAUGGAUCCAGGCUGAGAUUGACCAGCGGAGUCGAGAAAACAGUUUCCAGAACCGACGCCGCCGCAACAAGAAGGUCGAAGUGAAGAUUGGACAUGGCGGAACGCUGGACCCGCUCGCAACAGGCGUUCUGAUCGCCGGCGUGGGUAAGGGUACCAAGUCUCUCAACGACUUCCUGGGAUGCACGAAGUCCUAUGAGACUGUUGUUCUCUUCGGUGCCGAGACAGACACCUACGACUGCCUCGGUAAGAUCGUGCGCCGAGCCCCAUACGAGCAUGUCACGCGGGAGGCAGUUGAGAAGGCCCUGGACCAAUUCCGCGGGAAGAUCAUGCAGCGCCCUCCAAUCUUCUCGGCGCUGAGAGUGGAAGGAAAGAGGCUGUACGAGUACGCGCGGGAAGGUAAAAUGCCGCCCGUCGAGAUCAAAUCCCGGCCUGUCGAGACCUUGGAGAUGAAAAUCGUCGAGUGGUAUGAGCCGGGCACGCACGACUUUAAGUGGCCCGAAGAGGAGAUGACUGGCGACGAGAAGAUUAUUGCUGAGAAGCUUCUGGACAAAGACGCAGAGGUGCCGGUGGAAAGCGAAGCCGCGGAUCAAAACGCUUCAUCAGCCAAGCGAAAGACGCCUCCCACGGCGGACUCCCCGAAAGAGGAGGAUCAGGAAGAUGCCAAAAAGCAAAAGGUCUCAGAGGAUGGAACAGCCCAACCUGCUGCGCCUAAACCUGCUGCGCCUGAACCUGCUGCUACCGAGCCCGCCACCUCAGAGGCCCCUUCGAAGCAAUCAGACCAGCCUCGUCCCCAACCCGCGGCUGUCAAAAUCCAUAUGACUGUCACUUCAGGAUUUUAUGUUCGUUCUUUGGCACACGAUCUGGGCAAGGCUGUCGGCAGCUGUGGUCUGAUGAGCUCGCUUGUCCGCAGUCGCCAGGCCGAAUUCGACUUGCAACCCGAGAAUGUCCUCGAAUAUAAGGAUUUGGAGCAAGGCGAGGAGGUCUGGGGCCCGAAAGUACAGAAGUUCCUUGAAGAAUGGGAGGGCAAGAGGGCGGCCAAGGCCGAGGCCGAGGCCAAGGCAAAAGCUGAACAGCAAUAG
Messenger RNA from Penicillium canariense, 1197 nucleotides. Its product is annotated as pseudouridine synthase PUS4. Gene Ontology annotation, biological process: tRNA modification; mRNA pseudouridine synthesis. Bases 1 to 1197 code for a protein of 398 amino acids. The transcript has 2 exons. Gene Ontology annotation, cellular component: mitochondrion. The record is from RefSeq and is a predicted model, not a curated record. Lineage: Eukaryota; Fungi; Ascomycota; Eurotiomycetes; Eurotiales; Aspergillaceae. Gene Ontology annotation, molecular function: pseudouridine synthase activity; RNA binding.